Molecule: messenger RNA, 930 nt
Organism: Cloeon dipterum
Lineage: Eukaryota; Metazoa; Arthropoda; Insecta; Ephemeroptera; Baetidae
Product: protein yellow-like
Exons: 2
Coding region: 1-930 (309 amino acids)
Source: RefSeq, a predicted model, not a curated record
AUGACUCCAUCCUGUCUGCUGAUAUUGGUGUUUGCGGGCUGUGCCAACGCCCUGAACUUCACUUCCGUCCUCGAGUGGAGUGACGAUUUCGGUGUCCACUACAAGUCCAGCAGCAAAGUUGACCCACGGUUCCUGGCGGUGUACGAAGAAAAACUGUUCCUGAGUCUUUACGGUUUUGAGGGCGUUCAAUACUCUCUCGCCUGGCUGCACAUCAACGCAACAUCGCCGACGCUUCAACCUUUUCCAUCGACAAUCCAGAGCACGACAGAUUGCAGCACCGUGCGGGUGCGGAGUGCGAGAGGGAUUGAAGUUGACACGAUUGGUCGCCUGUGGGCUCUCGACAACGGCGGAUAUACCUGUCCUCCAAGACUCUUGAUUUUUGAUCUGACCAACAACAAUACAAUCGUGCAAAUCCAUGACUUUGCGGAUGAAGUGGUGUCUAAUACCAACGGCAAAAGGUGGCUGCUCAACCUGGUUCUGGACCAGUCAGAAAAUGGCUGGUUUGCGUACAUCGCGGAAAGCUUUGGAAGACAUUUAGUGGUUUUCAGCUUUGAGAGAAACUAUUCAUGGCGAGUCAAAAUCGAGAAUAAACAAAUCGGAGCAAUUGCGCUUUCUCCAAUGAGGACGAGACAACUUCUUUACAUCAGUGAAUGGGACUCCAAGGAAAUAUUCUCUUUGCCAGUGGCCGACCUUCGAGCUGGAGUGAAAAAUGCGUCGCUCACUUUGAAAGGCAGCCAAUCCACUUCUACUUAUUGGUCAGCUACUGUGAUGACCAUGGACGAGAAGGGCAAUCUUUACUUUAAUCUGAACAAGCAUUCUGUGUUCAAGUGGGACACAAACGCACCCUUUAAGGAGGAACAGCUUUACAUGGUAUAUAAUAUUCAAGGAGGAAAAAAUACUUCGUGUUUAAUUUGUCUAUUUCCAGGUUGA